Molecule: messenger RNA, 884 nt
Organism: Physeter macrocephalus (sperm whale)
Lineage: Eukaryota; Metazoa; Chordata; Mammalia; Artiodactyla; Physeteridae
Product: tubulin alpha-4A chain
Exons: 4
Biological process (GO): mitotic cell cycle; microtubule cytoskeleton organization
Cellular component (GO): cytoplasm; microtubule
Molecular function (GO): GTP binding; structural constituent of cytoskeleton
Source: RefSeq, a predicted model, not a curated record
CCCCCCGCGUAUAAGAGCGGUGCGGCACUGCAGCUAGCGCAGUUCUCACUGAGACCCGUCACCCGGACUCUACGUGAGACCCACCGCCCGGACUCACCAUGCGUGAAUGCAUCUCAGUCCAUGUGGGGCAGGCAGGUGUUCAGAUGGGCAAUGCCUGCUGGGAGCUCUACUGUUUGGAACAUGGGAUUCAGCCAGAUGGGCAGAUGCCCAGUGACAAGACCAUUGGUGGAGGGGACGACUCCUUCACCACCUUCUUCUGUGAAACCGGCGCUGGAAAGCAUGUGCCCCGGGCAGUUUUUGUGGAUUUGGAGCCCACCGUAAUCGAUGAGAUCCGAAAUGGCCCAUAUCGACAGCUCUUCCACCCUGAGCAGCUCAUCACUGGGAAAGAGGAUGCCGCUAACAACUACGCUCGUGGUCACUACACCAUUGGCAAGGAAAUCAUUGACCCUGUACUGGACCGGAUCCGCAAGCUGUCUGAUCAGUGCACAGGACUUCAGGGCUUCCUGGUGUUCCACAGCUUUGGAGGGGGCACUGGCUCUGGCUUCACCUCACUCCUGAUGGAGCGGCUCUCUGUUGACUAUGGCAAGAAAUCCAAGCUGGAGUUCUCCAUCUACCCAGCCCCGCAGGUGUCCACAGCCGUGGUGGAGCCCUAUAACUCCAUCCUGACCACCCACACCACCCUGGAGCACUCAGACUGUGCCUUCAUGGUGGACAACGAAGCCAUCUAUGACAUCUGCCGCCGCAACCUAGACAUCGAGCGCCCGACUUACACCAACCUCAACCGCCUCAUCAGCCAAAUCGUCUCCUCCAUCACGGCCUCCCUGCGCUUCGACGGGGCCCUCAACGUGGACCUGACAGAGUUCCAGACCAACCUGGUGCCCUAC